Molecule: messenger RNA, 408 nt
Organism: Pseudopipra pipra
Lineage: Eukaryota; Metazoa; Chordata; Aves; Passeriformes; Pipridae
Product: class II histocompatibility antigen, B-L beta chain-like
Source: RefSeq, a predicted model, not a curated record
AUGUCCUCCAAGCCCUCUUGCACCCCCAGCGUGUCCAUCUCGCUGGUGCCGUCGAGCUCCCAGCCCGGCCCCGGCCGCCUGCUCUGCUCCGUGAUGGAUUUCUACCCUGCGCCGGUGCAGGUGAGGUGGUUCCAGGAUGGGCAGGAGCUGCCGGAGCACGUGGUGGCCACCGAUGUGGUCCCCAAUGGGGACUGGACCUACCAGGUGCUGGUGCUGCUGGAAAUCCCCCCCCGGCGCGGGGUCACCUACAGCUGCCAGGUGGAGCACGUCAGCCUGGAGCACCCCUCAGCCGAGAUGCCACCGGACACCGUCCGCAGCAAGAUCCUGGUGGGGGUCGGGGGCUUCGUCUUGGGCUUGGUCUUCCUGGCGCUGGGGCUCGGCUUCUACCUGCGGGAGAAGAGCUCCUGA